This is a messenger RNA of Letharia lupina, 2061 nucleotides long. RefSeq lists its product as uncharacterized. The record is from RefSeq and is a predicted model, not a curated record. NCBI's taxonomy places the organism in Eukaryota, Fungi, Ascomycota, Lecanoromycetes, Lecanorales, Parmeliaceae. Bases 1 to 2061 code for a protein of 686 amino acids. The transcript is spliced from 5 exons.
AUGCCGCCUCCACGAGGGCCCCCUAUGAUCCCAAGUGAGCACAUGUCUGUCGGCGGGUACCUUAGACAACACUAUGAAUCACACAGUAUGAUUUUCACUGCUGAGAACACAAGAAGUUGGACCACUUACCUGGAUAAAGGUUUUUCAUAUGCUGCUGGACAGCAAUUUGAUAUCCCAACCGCUGGUAGUUCGCGAGCUGCACAGAACAUUCCGCCCCAAAUGCGUGAUGCACGAUGGGAUAAAUACCUCUUGAGUAAUCCUAGGAGGUGUCUUGAGAAUGGAGAAAACGGCGAUGCUGCGCGCCAGUCAAAGAUGGCAGAGAGGGAGGCCGCUGUGCCCGGUGGAGUUGGAUCAAAUCACGGACCCCGAGGCAAGGUGCGGUACAACGAUUUUGGACUCCUCGAGUUUUGGAGAGCCGAUGAAGAAGCAUGGAGACACCCUCGCGCUUGUGGAGAGCACGAUCUCGACAUCACAGCCUUUUUGGACUCACAAAAAGACUGGGAUCUUGAGCGGGAUAAUGGCUGGACCAAUAUCCCAGACGGUGUGCUAUACAUGUUCUCCAUGACCGGCUAUAAGACUCCUACUUAUGAUGUCUUAUGGAUGUAUGAUGAAGGAAGCGUUGUCCUGGAUCUAGACAACCAUCCUGUGAAGAACUACAGCAACAUCCCAUUGACAGUAUCAUCGAAGAUAGAAGGUGCACUGAUGGAAGCAAUUCGUCGACUUGACCAGAGGAUCACAAUGCAGGAUUUUGAGGCAAGACUACCCAAAGAAUGCGGGAAUGGCGAAGUUUUAACGCCAGGCGCACUGAACAUGCGCGUGUCUCGCUUCCGAUUGGAGAAUUGUGUCCCAGCUUUGAAGGAGCGCAAGGGUACGAAGAAUUUGCGGCAAUACAUAUGGAAUCUCAUGAGCCCGGCCGCCCGAGACGCAAACUCAACUCGAGAGUUGAGCAAGCUCACGAAGGACCAGCAAGAAGAAGCGCGAAGACAGAAUGCCGGAAAGCACGAUGCCAACGCAGGAGGUUGGGCGCGUACCAAAGAAAGCCAGAGUAAUUCAAGCAAAGAGGUUUCAGCACCAGUGAACGCUCAGGAGAAAGGUACCACAAAGUCAGCGUCGUUACGAUCCAGUCAGAACAAACAACCAUGCUUGACCUGCAGAAUCAGCUAUGAUGGCGACACAGAGCGUCAACCUCCAUCCUUUGCUUCAGAACAAGGAAGGAAAAGUCAUCCCAGCAAGCGUCGAAAAGUUCGCGAAGCUACACAAAGCGCCAUUCAUGCCCCGCAGGGCUCAUAUCCGAGGGUACCCUAUGGAGACGCGUCAUUUAAUCCCUUCCUGCGCUCCGCAAAUCACGGCUAUGGCCCGAUUAACUCCAUCUUGCCGAGCGAAGUCGCAUUCACAACAUCCAGCGACAAUUCACUGCCUUUUCCAACUUUAAAUAGGCAAAAUCCAUCCGCAGGGUUCGGCUGUGCCACGACACCUAGUCCAGCGCUACCUAGAGCGUUCCACAACGGUCAACAUCUGGUACCAUCGGCUCAGCAUGAUUGUACUCACCAGCGUUCAGACGUCGAAAACACUUUGGAGAACCCUUACUGCAAUUUUGAUCUACGGACUUGGUCUAUUGAUGAUCCGGCAGAAUUUGUUUCCAGUACCAGCCAACGCAUCGUCGACACUUUAGCGAACGAAACAGACCCUAAUUCGUCCAUGGAAAUCGACUACCGAAGUCUUCCGCCACGAAAUGAAGAGGAGAUGGAAGACAUACAGAGAGCUCUUGCCCUAACAAGAGCCAAUUAUCACUUCCAUACCAACUGUGAUAGUCUCGAAACAACAAGGUCUUUAAGCUACUUCCAACAAGUGGGGCAGCUAAUGGACAGCUUAGCUGAAUAUUGGACGCUAUUGGACAACCCUCCACGGAUGCCGGAUCUGAUGACAUAUCAAGAGCCAUGGAGAAAUGGCUUCAAAAGUUGGACAGUUUGCGCAGGCGGCGGUGAAGCGUUGGUGAAUGAGAUAUUUGACCAGUAUGGAGGCGUCAUAAUGACGGGAGAUGAUGAUAGGAUACCACGAUGA